Rhineura floridana is the source of this 547-nucleotide messenger RNA. RefSeq names its product cytochrome P450 2K1-like. The record is from RefSeq and is a predicted model, not a curated record. Lineage: Eukaryota; Metazoa; Chordata; Lepidosauria; Squamata; Rhineuridae. Gene Ontology annotation, biological process: xenobiotic metabolic process. Gene Ontology annotation, cellular component: cytoplasm; intracellular membrane-bounded organelle. Gene Ontology annotation, molecular function: heme binding; iron ion binding; oxidoreductase activity, acting on paired donors, with incorporation or reduction of molecular oxygen, reduced flavin or flavoprotein as one donor, and incorporation of one atom of oxygen.
CUUUGGCCUUAAAGUGGACUGUGUUAUCAAUACUAUGGCAAUACUGUGGAUUCAAGAAAAAAUUGCAAAGAUUAUUGGAUCUUCUCAACCAAGGAUUGAGCACCAACCAAAAAUACCAUAAGAUGCAGUAAUCCAUGAAAUCCAGAGAUUUGCUGGUAUCGUCCCAACAAACUUGCCACGUGCAACCACUAUGGAUGUUGCUUUUAAAGGCUACCUCAUUCCAAAGGUGAGUCAUUAUAUGCCAUUACUGUCCUUUGUGCUGCACGAUGAAUCCCAAUGGGAGAAACCACGUGAAUUCUAUCCUGAGCAUUUUCUCGACUCCGAAGGAAAACUCGUAAAGAGAAGUGCAUUCAUGCCUUUUUCUGCAGGUCAGAGAAUAUGUUUAGGUGAGGUUUUUGCCAAAAUGGAGCUCUUCCUUAGUCUUCUGCAGAGAUUUACCAUCUGGCUAGCCCCUGGAAUAUCUAAAGAAAAUUUUGACUUUACCCCUGCAGUUGGGUUUAUAACACCUCCCAUGCCCUACCAGUUCUGUGCACUGUCACAUUCAUAA